Danio rerio (zebrafish) is the source of this 2079-nucleotide messenger RNA. NCBI's taxonomy places the organism in Eukaryota, Metazoa, Chordata, Actinopteri, Cypriniformes, Danionidae. The record is from RefSeq and is a predicted model, not a curated record.
GAACCGGAAGCUGUUCCGGUGUUCUCUCUCUUUCAGUGUGUAUAUGUGUAUGAUUGUAGGCUCGGCGCUACACUGACAGCUGAACGAUACGAUGUAACAGCGACGCGAGGGAAUGGAAAAACCUACCGACACAUAAACAUCGCGUGGAUUAUGCGUUGAGGACAGUCGUGACCCGCUGAUGUCUUUCCACGAGCGGGAGUGAUCGCAGAGCCCGUGUUUCAUCCCGUCAUCCGCAGCUGUUACGCCCAUCAACUGCGGAGGGGCUCCGUCGAUCGGAGCCGUUUGUUGAUCUGCUCGUACCGGGUACCGGGUGUACUCAUGGGGAACAGCACAUCAUGCUGCGUGUCGUCCAGCCCGAAGCUCCGGAGGAACGCGCACUCGAGGCUGGAGCCGUACCGGCCCGAACCGGAGCUGAGCCGCGAGGACACGGGCUGCAACCUGCAGCACAUCAGCGACAGAGAAAACAUAGACGAGCUCAACAUGGAGUACAAUCCUUCAGAUCAUCCUCGCGCCAGCACCAUCUUCCUCAGCAAGUCUCAGACUGACGUUCUUUUGCCCAACAAGAAAGUUCGGGAAAAACGGAAAAGCCUGUAUGUCAACCAUUUAACGCACAUUGCGGAGUCAAAGCAACAUCCGUCUGGUCCAAUGAGACGGAAGUACAGCUCAUGUUCGACGAUCUUCCUAGACGACAGCACCGUCAGCCAACCCAACCUCAAAUACACCAUCAAAUGUGUCGCCCUCGCAAUAUACUACCACAUAAAGAACAGAAAUGUGGACGGGCGAAUGCUGUUAGACAUUUUUGAUGAAAAGCUUCAUCCACUUUCAAAAUCGGAGGUGCCGUCAGACUACGACAAGCACGACCCGGAGCAGAAACAGAUCUACAGAUUUGUCCGAACGCUUUUCAGUGCCGCUCAGCUCACGGCCGAGUGCGCCAUAGUUACUCUGGUGUACCUGGAAAGAUUAUUAACGUAUGCAGAGAUUGAUAUUUGUCCUGCUAACUGGAAGCGGAUCGUUUUGGGUGCCAUCCUGUUGGCAUCGAAGGUGUGGGAUGAUCAGGCUGUGUGGAACGUGGACUAUUGCCAGAUCCUCAAAGACAUCACUGUGGAAGACAUGAACGAGUUGGAGCGGCAGUUUCUGGAGUUGCUGCAGUUCAAUAUUAACGUCCCAUCGAGUGUCUACGCCAAGUACUAUUUCGACUUGCGUUCGCUCUCGGAGGCGAACAACCUCAGCUUUCCCCUGGAGCCUCUCAGCAGAGAUAAAGCCCAGAAACUGGAGGCAAUAUCCAGGCUUUGUGACGACAAAUAUAAAGACUUGAGAAAAGCAGCCAAGAAACGCUCAGUGAGUGCAGAUAACCUGUCAGUGGUCAGAUGGUCACCGGCCAUCAUAUCCUAAUAACAGUGGACAUUGAAGACUUUGACGAGACACACACAUACACACUCGUGCUCAGCACCUCCACAAGACUCUUGAGCCAGAGGUUUCUGUGUCCCUGCUGGUCAGAUGGCUGCUGUAAAUACAACACAAACACACACACACACACACACACACACACACACACACACACACACAAACACACACACACACACACACACACACACACACACACACACACACACACACACACAAAGAUCACUUUCCAACCUGUGGCUUAGAGGACAGAGGGAGAGGAAAACGAGGGAGAAACCCCCCCAAAAGACGCCUGUGACUGGAAAAGCAUUCCUUCAACUGUGUCAUUACGUGUUUGCCAUUCUAGGUGAGGAAGUUUCGAAAACGUGUUUCUUGAUCUUGUAAGGUUAAAAAGGAUGCAUCAAGAUGGCCAAAAAAACAAACCACAACCAUGUCUUUAUGAGAUAAACAUUCCUUUAAAGUAUUUCCCUCCAAAAUGGCUGUGAGCUAAUGGAAUUAUCACCAUUGUAGUCAUUCAUACGGUUAUUUAUCUUUUUUUUGUUUUGUUAUUAUUAUUUUUUUAUUUAAUACAUCCUUUGUGACAGUUUACUAAUCUUUAACGAUCCAAUUAGGAAAAUGCAUAAUUUGGACGUCUGUUUAGUCUGAUUUAUUUUAUUAAAUUUAUUUGUACCAAAA